GCGAGCAGUGAGGUUUCCGGUGGUCUUGCGGACGAACUUAGCUUCCAAAUUGCAGCAUGUUGCGCUCCUCACAGAUGAAGCAGGCGCUUGCCAAGGCAAUGGCCCGUCCGGCUGCCACGCGCGGAUUUGCCGUACGCAGCUCGACGCCUCUGGCCGGUGUCGAGACGUCGGCGCUUACGUCCAAGUACACGAUUGUUGACCACGAAUACGACGCCGUGGUCGUGGGUGCCGGUGGUGCCGGCCUGCGUGCGGCCAUGGGCUGUGCCGAGGCUGGCCUAAAGACGGCAUGUAUCUCGAAGCUUUUCCCGACGCGUUCGCACACGGUGGCCGCCCAGGGAGGCAUUAACGCCGCUCUUGGCAACAUGUCGGAGGACGAUUGGAGGUGGCAUAUGUACGACACCGUUAAGGGAAGUGAUUGGCUCGGAGACCAGGACGCUAUCCACUACAUGUGCAGAGAGGCUCCUGAGGCCGUGCGCGAGCUGGAGGACUUUGGCCUGCCGUUCUCCCGUACGGAGGAGGGCAAGAUCUACCAGCGUCCUUUCGGUGGCCAGAGUCACGCCAUGCUGCACACGCUGUACGGCCGCUCGCUGGCCUUCGACACUUCGUACUUUAUCGAGUACUUCGCUCUGGAUCUCAUCAUGAAUGACGCUGGCGAGUGCGUGGGUGUCAUGGCCUUCAACAUGGAGGACGGCACAUUCCAUCGCUUCCACACUAACAACACGGUGCUGGCUACGGGUGGCUACGGCCGUGCCUACUUCUCGUGCACGUCGGCCCACACGUGCACGGGUGACGGUACCGGCAUGGCUCUGCGUGCCGGCAUCCCCCUGCAGGACCCCGAGUUUGUGCAGUUCCACCCUACCGGUAUCUACGGUGCCGGCUGUCUCAUCACCGAAGGAUCGCGUGGUGAGGGCGGUAUCCUGCGUAACUCGGAGGGUGAACGCUUCAUGGAGCGUUACGCCCCCACGGCCAAGGAUCUGGCCUCGCGUGACGUCGUGUCGCGUGCCAUGACCAUGGAGAUCCGUGAGGGCCGUGGUGUCGGUAAGAACCAGGACCACAUCUUCCUACACCUGGACCACCUACCGCCUGAGCUGCUGCAGGAGCGUCUGCCCGGUAUUUCGGAGACUGCCGCUAUUUUUGCUGGCGUGGAUGUGACCAAGGAGCCGAUCCCGGUGCUACCGACCGUGCACUACAACAUGGGCGGUAUCGCUACCAACCACAUGGGCGAAGUGGUGGUGCCGGACGUGGACGGCAUGCCGGAGCCCGGUAAGCUGUACCCGGACAAGAUCGUGCCCGGUCUGUUCGCUGCCGGUGAGGCUGCCUGCGCUUCGGUGCACGGUGCCAACCGUCUAGGAGCCAACUCGCUGCUGGAUCUGGUGGUCUUCGGCCGUGCUUGUGCUCUACGUAUUGCCGAGCUGACGAAGCCCGGCGAGAAGAAGCGCCCGAUGCCGAAGGACGGUGGCCUGAAGGCUAUCGAGGACGUGGACAAGCUGCGCUACGCUGACGGCAGCAUCUCGACGGCUGAGCUGCGUGACGAGAUGCAGAGAACCAUGCAGGUGGACGCUGCUGUGUACCGUACGCAGGAGUCGCUAGAGGCCGGUAAGGACAAGAUCGACGAGGUGGUGCCGAAGUUUAACGACAUCAAGGUGACGGACCGGUCGCUCAUCUGGAACACGGACCUGACGGAGACGCUGGAGCUGCGUAACCUGCUGGCCUGCGCGUCCUGCACCAUGCACGGCGCUGAGGCUCGUAAGGAAUCUCGUGGUGCCCACGCCCGUGAGGAUUUCACGGAGCGUGACGACGUCAACUGGAUGAAGCACACGGUCGCCUACCACGACGAGGAAGGCAAGACGCACAUUGGCUACCGCUCCGUGCAGGACCAGACGCUGGACGAGAAUGAAUGCAAGCACGUCCCGCCCUUCGCGCGUGUCUACUAAGCCUUGGUCGGCGUACUAGCUCCAUGGAGUACGGGAUGAGACGUAUUUUACCAUGAAACUCGUAACGAAAACCAAGAAAAUAAACGUCACAAUUACUAAAAAA
Molecule: messenger RNA, 2037 nt
Organism: Phytophthora infestans T30-4
Lineage: Eukaryota; Oomycota; Peronosporomycetes; Peronosporales; Peronosporaceae
Product: succinate dehydrogenase flavoprotein subunit, mitochondrial precursor
Exons: 3
Coding region: 57-1934 (625 amino acids)
Biological process (GO): tricarboxylic acid cycle; mitochondrial electron transport, succinate to ubiquinone
Molecular function (GO): flavin adenine dinucleotide binding; electron transfer activity; succinate dehydrogenase (quinone) activity
Source: RefSeq, a predicted model, not a curated record